UCAACCUCAACAAACUCCAUGCAUUCAUUCGGUUUUUAGUCUGUGUUUUAGUUUGUGUCGUGCUGUGCUGUGGUGCGAACAGUAAACUUUUUGUUUGUUCAUGUAACAAGGAAUACGAUAAGCGCAUACGCAUCGCACACAGCGUUAAAAUUAUAAAACAAUCCACAUUGCAAACGUGUUCAACGCAUUUAUAUUUACGUAUUUACUGACAUUUGAAUUUCGUAUCGAUUUUAUUCGAUUGUAUUUGGUGAUUUUCACACAUUCCACAUUAGAAAAUGGGUCUGAAACGCGCAGCGAGUAAUCCACAUCAUACGAUUCGUGAAAAAUGCAAAGAAUUAAUCUUGGAUCGCGAAGCAGUCCAAGAGGUAAUGCAGCGCCUCCUCGACCACAUCGAAAGAGGCCUCAAAAAGGACACGCAAGAAUCCUCCACUGUCAAAAGUUACGUUACUUUUGUGCAAGACUUCCCUAAUGGCUCCGAACAAGGAAAAUUCCUUGCUCUUGAUUUGGGCGGCACAAAUUUCCGUGUGUUGCUUAUCGAACUGGGCGUGAACCACUUCGAAAUGAAGAGUAAAAUCUUCGCAGUGCCACAACACAUUAUGCUGGGCUCCGGCGAACAACUGUUCGACCACAUCGCCGAUUGCAUGGCACAGUUUAUGAAAGAAGAAAAGCUCAUUAAGGAGCAUCUUCCCUUGGGCUUCACCUUCAGUUUUCCGUUGAAACAACUUGGUUUAACUAAAGGCAUUCUAAUCAACUGGACGAAAGGGUUUAAUUGUUCGGGUGUCAUCGGGAACGAUGUGGUGCAGUUGCUCAAGGAUGCUAUUGCAAGACGAGGGGACAUAGAAAUCGACGUAUGCGCUAUUUUGAAUGACACCACCGGAACGCUCAUGUCUUGCGCAUGGAAAAAGCAUAACUGCAAGAUUGGCCUCAUCAUUGGAACCGGAUGUAACGCUUGCUACGUCGAAGAACAAAAGAACGCCGAGUUCUUCAACGAGCCUAACCAUGGCUCCGACCACGUGGUGAUCAACACCGAAUGGGGCGCGUUCGGUAACGACGGUUGCCUGGACUUCAUCCGCACCGCAUACGAUCGCGACGUAGACGAGAACUCAAUCAACCCGGGCGGUCAGAUUCAAGAAAAGAUGGUUUCCGGAAUGUACAUGGGUGAAUUAGUUCGUCUGGCGCUUGAACAAUACACCAAAGAGGGUUUACUCUUCGGAGGAAAAGGCUCCGAGUUAUUGAGUACUCGUGGACGGUUCUACACGAAAUACGUGUCGGAAAUUGAAGCGGAACCUUUGGGCGUCCAUACCGGAUGUAUGGAGGUGUUGAAGGAGCUGGGAUUAAAACACGCGAGCGAACAGGAUUGCGUUAAUGUGCGCUAUGUCUGCGAAUGUGUGUCAACACGCGCGGCGACGCUGGUUUCGUGCGCUUUGGCGACGAUACUCAACAAAAUGAACAACAUGGACGUUACCAUUGGUGUUGAUGGAUCUGUGUAUCGUUUCCAUCCGCAUUUCCACAACCGGAUGAUGGAGCUUAUAAGGCAAUACACCAAACCGCAUAUUAAUUUUGAAUUGAUGUUGUCUGAAGACGGAAGUGGACGCGGCGCGGCGCUGGUAGCUGCAGUGGCAUCACGAGUAAAGAGUUAACCUAUAUUCCUAACCUAAAUUUAUUGCUAAUGGCGUAUCAUACCACUACUUAAUGCUUAAAGCACCACAAGCGAUUAUUUUUAAUUCCAACUGUAAAUAACGUGCAAUAUAAACAUCCGAGGCGCCAUAUUUAUAAAGAAACUAAACAUGUAUGAACAUUUUUUGUACUUUUCAUAGGUUUUCAAAAGCUUUUUGUCGAGAUUUAGAGACGAGAGGAAGACUUAUAGCGGGAAUUUCAACAUUUUUCAAAGCAAACACUACUUAAAAAUAAAAAUUGUUAUUUUUUAUAAUGUCAGGAACAGUUUGGUAGUGUAUUUAUUGUUAAAACAUGAAGAAAAUAUUAAAAUAAAUUCUAUUUUUAGUAAA
Dalotia coriaria is the source of this 2006-nucleotide messenger RNA. It is a transcript of the gene Hex-A, whose product is annotated as Hexokinase A. The transcript has 6 exons. Gene Ontology annotation, molecular function: D-glucose binding; fructokinase activity; glucokinase activity. NCBI's taxonomy places the organism in Eukaryota, Metazoa, Arthropoda, Insecta, Coleoptera, Staphylinidae. The record is from RefSeq and is a predicted model, not a curated record. Gene Ontology annotation, cellular component: cytosol; mitochondrion. Gene Ontology annotation, biological process: intracellular glucose homeostasis; glycolytic process; glucose 6-phosphate metabolic process. The coding region runs from base 276 to 1640 and encodes 454 amino acids.